Oncorhynchus kisutch (coho salmon) is the source of this 3229-nucleotide messenger RNA. RefSeq names its product cytochrome P450 2J2. The record is from RefSeq and is a predicted model, not a curated record. Gene Ontology annotation, cellular component: cytoplasm; intracellular membrane-bounded organelle. The transcript is spliced from 9 exons. The coding region runs from base 115 to 1644 and encodes 509 amino acids. Lineage: Eukaryota; Metazoa; Chordata; Actinopteri; Salmoniformes; Salmonidae. Gene Ontology annotation, biological process: xenobiotic metabolic process. Gene Ontology annotation, molecular function: heme binding; iron ion binding; oxidoreductase activity, acting on paired donors, with incorporation or reduction of molecular oxygen, reduced flavin or flavoprotein as one donor, and incorporation of one atom of oxygen.
CAUUACUUUGGAAGCAGAGAGAUAGGGAGCAGGUUACAGAGAAAUCACUGGCACGUCAUUCCUCUGUUUAGUUUCUGUAUGCUUUUUUUUUGAGUCAGUUACACUUGUAGUGAGAUGAUCAAAUUACUUCAUUCUUCUGUUUUGGAAUGGUUGGACAUAAAGACUUUUUUGAUUUUCCUCUGUGUUUUCUUGGUACUUGCCGACCUCCUGAAAAACAAAACUCCAAAGAAUUUUCCUCCUGGACCUUGGUCAUGGCCUUUCAUUGGCAACAUGUUUCAAUUUGAUCCUGCUAAGAUGCAUCUUCAGUUUGAAGAGUGUGAAAAAAAAUAUGGAAAGAUUUUCAGCCUUCGAAUUCCAUCAGCAAACCAAGGGCCAAAGUGGGUUAUUCUGAGUGGAUACGAGAUGGUGAAAGAGGCCUUGGUCCACAAUGGCGACAGUUUUGUCGAUCGUCCCUCCAUUCCCUUAUUUGAAGAUAUAUAUAUUGGAAGUCAAGCAAUGGGAAGUAAAGGUGUGAUUAUGUCGAACGGGUAUCCAUGGAAGCAACAGAGGAGGUUUGCUCUCUCUACACUGAGAAACUUUGGACUGGGCAAGAAGAGUCUGGAGCCAUCCAUCCAGAUUGAAGCGCAGUGUUUGAAUGAAGCCAUUCAGAGUGAACAAGGAAAACCCUUCAGCCCCCAGAUACUGAUGAACAAUGCUGUUUCCAAUGUGAUCUGCUGUCUUGUGUUUGGUGACCGCUUUGAAUACAGCGAUGACCAAUUCCAAACCCUCCUGAAAACAAUGAAUGAGAUUAUUUACUUGGAAGGGGGCUUUUGGGCCGGGAUGUAUAACAUGAUGCCGUGGGUCAUGCGUCGGGUUCCUGGUCCUCACAGAAGGAUCUUCACUGGCUGGAAGGAGGUCAUCUCCUUCAUCAACAUCAGGAUUCAGGAGCACAUGAAGGACAACGACCCCUCGGCACCAAGAGACUUCAUCGACUGCUUCCUCAACGAGAUAGAGAAGUGUGAAGAUGACACAAGGGCUGGGUUUAACUUGGAGAACUUGUCAUUCUGCACUCUGGAUCUAUUUGUGGCUGGGACAGAGACCACCUCUACCACCCUCCAUUGGGGCCUUCUCUUUAUGAUCAACUACCCGGAGAUACAAGCCAAGGUGCAGGCAGAGAUCGAUGCAGUUGUUAGGUCGUCGCGGCAGCCCUCCAUGGAAGACAGGAACCGCAUGCCCUACACAGACGCAGUCAUCCAUGAGACACAGAGGAUGGGGAAUAUCAUACCGCUCAACGUAUCCCGCAUGGCCACUAAAGACACUGAGGUUGGAGGAUACACCAUCCCUAAGAACACCAUUGUGCUUGGCACCCUCCAGUCGAUCCUGUUUGAUGAGUCAGAGUGGGAGACCCCUCACACCUUCAACCCUGGACACUUCCUGGAUCAGGAGGGCAAGUUCAGGAAGAGAGACGCAUUCCUUCCAUUCUCUUUAGGUAAGAGGGUGUGUCCUGGGGAGCAGCUAGCCAAGAUGGAACUCUUCCUGUUCUUCACCUCCCUGCUGCAGAGGUUCACCUUCUUCUCUCCCCCAGGGGUGGAACCCAGCCUGGACUUUCAGAUGGGGGUUACACACAGUCCCAAGCCUUACCAGCUGUGUGCAACACCUCGAUGAGUCUUCCACAGCUGCCCUAUUCAUUAUGUUGCUGGGGUUUAAAAAUUAAUUAUUGGAGGGCCAAGUGUCUGAAGGUUUUCACACCUCCCUUGUACUUGAUUGAUCAACUAAGGUAAUUGAUUGAAACUUCCUUUGCCUGGUUGCUUAGGUUUUAAAUUGACACAAAUUAACACCAAACAACUGAAAAGGCUGCAGAUGGAGAAAACACACUCACGUAAUGACACUACACAUACCAAUAAUACUCUACAUAUCAAGAUGUCAAACCAUAUGUUGUAGUCCUAGAUUAAACUUGAAUAAGAAGAACAUUUUUGAUAAUGUAGGAGUGUUUUAGAUUUUCAAUGUAAAUGUACAUAAUUUACAAUGUAAACAUACUACAUGUCUUUCAUGUAUAUGGCAUAUCUGAAUGUAUUUGACCCAUGGUCUGGUGGAUUGUGAUUUCUUCUGUACCUUUUUAUUUUCUAUCAAGGCACUAUACACUACAAUAUGCACUUCGUGUUUUUCUUUAUUUUUACUAUUUUCUACAUUGUAGAAUAAUAGUGAUGACAUCAAAACUAUAAAAUAACACAUAUGGAAUCAUGUAGUAACCAAACGAGUGUUAAACAAAUAUUAUUUAAUUUUUCAGAUUCUUCAAAUAGCCACCCUUUGCCUUGAUGACAGCGUUGCACACUCUUGGCAUUCUCACAACCAGCUUAAUGAGGUAGUCACCUGGAAUGCAUUUCAAUUAACAGGUGUUCCUUCUUAAAAGUUAAUUUGUGGAAUUUAUUUCCUUCCUAUUACUUUAACAGAACGUUUCCUAAAAGUUCAAACAUGAUUACAUUUCAUUUCAAUUAUGGUAAUGUUCUAUGAACGUUCUCCAACUGUUCUGACAUUGGGAAUGUUCUCAAAUAGUUCAGAGAAUGUUAUCAAUGUUCUUCUGUGGGAAUUUCAGUAAUGUUUCCAUAUGGUUCUAUUUAAAGUCAUGUUCUUAAAUUGUUCCGAGAAUGUUAAGAAAACAUUCCAUAAAAUAUAUACAUUCAUCAUUAACAAAACUCUCUUUAUCUGCUAUCUUGUUAAGUGUGUUCAGGUGUGUUGGCCCACUAAUUGGCCACACCGUAUAAAAUAAGAUGUUACUGGUCACAUACACAUGGUUAGCAGAUGUUAUUGCGAGUGUAGCGAAAUGCUUAUUCUAGAUCUGACAGUGCAGCAGUAUCUAAGAGGUAAUAUCUAACAAUUCCACAACAAAACCUAAUAUCUAACACAUUUCACAACAAAACCCAAUACACACAAUCUAGUAAAGGAAUGGGUAAGACUAUAUAAGUAUAAAAUAUAUGGAUGAGCAGUGACAGACAGAGUGGCUAAGAUGCAAUAGAUAGUGAAGGAUACAGUAUACAUUAUAUACAUGAAAUGAGUAAUGCGAGAUAUGUAUCUCAAUGAGUGCUUGGCUCCUUUGAAAUGGGUCCAUUUGAAUAGACUAAAAUGACCAGCUUUGUAUGCAUAAAAAGAACAUAGCAUGUUGGAUCCAUCAGUGGACUAAUUCCAUGGAUAGAGAAUAGAAGUUUAGAGGUUUGAAUCUCACUGCUGUGUCACAAUAAAAAAAAGUGUGUUA